Spodoptera frugiperda (fall armyworm) is the source of this 1134-nucleotide messenger RNA. RefSeq lists its product as uncharacterized. Bases 211 to 966 code for a protein of 251 amino acids. The record is from RefSeq and is a predicted model, not a curated record. The transcript has 6 exons. Lineage: Eukaryota; Metazoa; Arthropoda; Insecta; Lepidoptera; Noctuidae.
ACGCACUCAGAUUGCGCUUGACCAUAGCUCCGAGUGCCUACGAUAAAAACCUAUUUACAACUCAACGAAAUAAAAAAAAAAUAGCUUGCUUGUCAAUUCUCAUUUCGAUAUUCAAAAUUUGUUUCCCGCUAUUACGUGGUUGUCAAUUUUAUUGGAGCGAUUUAUUGUUAAUGUUUUAAUUAAAUAAUUUAUUUUAAGAAAUAGUUAAAAAUGCGUUCUUUGGGAAUGUUAAUUAGUAUAAGUGCUUUAGUGGUGUGCCUGUCGCAAAUGACGAAGACCGAAAGGGAAGCCCUCGAAAUCGAAAGAAUAUUCGCAUCAUGCAAGAAAACAUCGCCAGACUUCGAUGGGUGUAUCAAGAGAGCUUUCAACAAGGUGCGCCCCUUUUUCAAAAUAGGUAUUCCCGAAAUGGGCGUGGCUCCGUUCGACCCUCACUUCGCGCGGGAGGUGAAGCAGGUGCGCGCCAUCAAUGGGGUCGGCUACACACUCACGCUGAACGACGUCUUUGAAAGGGGCUGGUCGAAUUCCGUCGUUACUAAGUACAAAACGGACUGGGAAAACCAACGCAUAAUCUAUUCACAGUACUUUCCAGAAAAGUGGCUCAAUGGCGACUACGAGUUCAAGGGUGACGCGUUCGGUCUAGGCGUACUCCGGUCUGGUCGAUGGAACAUGACAUUGCGCGACUACUCCCAGACAACACGGAUCAAGCGAAACGGCACCGGAGUCGAUGUGCACGUGGAGGUGGACCACAUCGGCGACAUGGAGAUACACGUCGGCAACCUCGUGCGGGGAAACGGAAUACUCGGUACUUAUAUGCAGCGCAUGUUGGACAGACUGAUCAAUGCGACAUGGAAGCCUGGCUUCGCAGUCAUCAGACCACUCAUCAACGACCUCGUCAGCACCGCCUUCACCGACAUCUGGAGCCACUCCUUCAAAGACUUCCCCCUCGACAACUUCAUAAGAGACUGAUAUUGUUGUCUUGUUAUUAUUUAAGUGUUACUAUAAGUGUUGAAAUCGAAUAAGUGCCAGUUUGUGAUUACAAACGCCAUUAAAAUAAUAGUUUAAUCCAUCCACCUUAUAUUAAGGUCUAUGUACAUAUUUUAGUCAUAAUCUGAUAUUAAAACCUUUUGACCAUUA